CGUCUACCGCCGAAAAUCCGUUAUUGGAAAUAAUUUCGUUUAAAAUGAAUUGUGACUAUUGAUAAAUCAACAUGUCAGCCUCCAUGAAUUAACAUUUUACAAUUUUAUAAAUAUUUCAAGUAAUUGUUCGAGUUUAACUUGACAUUGAAUACAGACAUUAUGACGAAAAGAAAGAGGAGUAAAUCCAGGUCUAGAGAAAGAAGAAAGUCGUCAGAUCGCAAACGCGAAAGAUCAGAGUCUGGAAAUAAAAAGAAAGAAAGACGAGAAUCAAGCGAGCAGAGCCACAAGAAACGGAAACACAGAAAAGAACACAAAAGAAGAAGAUCUUCAAGUUCGUCCUCAACAAGUUCUUCUUCUUCUUCUUCUUCAUCAUCAACGUCCUCAUCAUCAUCAUCGUCAAGAGAGAGAAAAAGAAAGGAAAAGAAAAGAAAGAAGAAGAAGUUAAAGAAAAAGAUGAAGAAGAAAGCAAAAGGAGAAAAAUCAAACCUAGCUGGGCCAUCUCCUGCUUCUACGUCAGGCAGUGUUCAAGACGAGAACCGUGAAGCCCAGGCACGUGCAGCUGCGAUGAGACCAAUGACCAAAGAGGAAUGGGAAAAAAAGCAGAACACAAUACGCAGAGUGUACGAUCCAGAAACUGGGAGAAACAGAUUGGUGAGAGGUGAUGGUGAAAUUAUUGAAGAAAUUGUCAGCAAGGACAGACACAAAGAAAUUAACCAGCAAUCAACCAGAGGUGAUGCAGCUUACUAUGCAAUGAAGAUGGGAACACUUGAUAAAUGACCUUGUAUAUUGUGUUACUUUAUGAGGAAAGAAAAAUCCUUUAUCAUUUAUCACAUAGUAUUAUAAAAUAUAUAUCAAUCUCGACAGAGCUUUCAACAACUGUUCCUUUAUUGCAAUUCCAAAUUUGUUAUUUUGAAAUGUAAAUGUUUUUUAUUUGCAAACUGGCAUUUAUGGUUCAUGUUUCAAAUAAAUCACAAUCUAUAUAGACUGUGUAGUAUGGGGAAGCAGGAAAUGAAGGUGUCAGAUUUUACCAGGUAAAACGGGAAAUUGAUUUUGUAUCCUAUUGUAGCAGGUGCCCUACACAAAGGUGAUAUUCCCAAGUUUUAUUAUAAAACUUGGUUAAUCACCUUUCUAAUUUGUUGUACUGAAUAACUAUGCAACCUGAUUGUAAACCUUUUUUUCUUGUAUUUUGUUUGUUAAGCUUGAAUGCAGUUAUUACUAUUUGUUACAUUUAUUGGGUAUUGGGUGUCAUUACUUAUCUUUAACUUCAUUACAAUAAAGAAAGGAAAUAAUGGCGAGGGUGUAUUCUUAUCAUUAUUACAUAGAAUAUAUAGAUCAGUUUUGAAGACCUACAUGUAUUUGCUUUUGAUAUUGCUAUCAGAUUAUGUUUUUAUAUUUUAAGUGUAUUUUACACCCGAAUAAAUUUUUGGAAAUUA
This is a messenger RNA of Ruditapes philippinarum (Manila clam), 1433 nucleotides long. RefSeq names its product ADP-ribosylation factor-like protein 6-interacting protein 4. The record is from RefSeq and is a predicted model, not a curated record. Bases 160 to 777 code for a protein of 205 amino acids. The transcript has 5 exons. Lineage: Eukaryota; Metazoa; Mollusca; Bivalvia; Venerida; Veneridae.